This is a messenger RNA of Nomascus leucogenys (northern white-cheeked gibbon), 1134 nucleotides long. Its product is annotated as pregnancy-specific beta-1-glycoprotein 2-like. The record is from RefSeq and is a predicted model, not a curated record. Gene Ontology annotation, molecular function: protein tyrosine kinase binding. Gene Ontology annotation, cellular component: plasma membrane; cell surface. Lineage: Eukaryota; Metazoa; Chordata; Mammalia; Primates; Hylobatidae. Gene Ontology annotation, biological process: regulation of immune system process; signal transduction.
AUGGGGCCCCUCUCAGCCCCUCCGUGCACACAGCGCCUCACCUGGAAGGGGUUCCUGCUCACAGCAUCACUUUUAAACUUCUGGAACCCGCCCGCCACUGCCCAAGUCAUGAUUGAAGCCCAGCCACCCAAAAUUUCCGAGGGGAAGGAUGUUCUUCUAUUUGUCCACAAUUUGCCCCAGAAUCUUACUGGCUACAUCUGGUACAGAGGGCAAGUGACAGACCUCUACCAUUACAUUGCAUCAUAUGUAGUAGACAAUGACAUAAUUAUAUCUGGGCCUGCAUACACUGGACGAGAAACAGUAUAUUCCAAUGCAUCCCUGCUGAUCCAGAAUGUCACCCGGGAGGACGCAGGAUCCUACACCUUACACAUCAUAAAGCGAGGUGAUGAGACUACAGGAGUAACUGGACACUUCACCGUCACCUUAUACCUGGAGACUCCCAAGCCCUACAUAUCUAGCAGCAAGUUAAACCCCAUGGAGCACACGGAUAUUGUGAGAUUAACCUGUGGUCCUGAGACUCCGGACGCAAGCUACCUGUGGUGGAUGAAUGGUCAGAGCCUCCCUAUGAAUUACAGGUUGCAGCUGUCCAGAAGUAAAAGGACCCUCUUUAUAUUUGGUGUCACAAAGGAUAUUGCAGGACCCUAUGAAUGUGAAAUACGGAACCCAGUGAGUGCCAGCCGCAGUGACCCAUUCACCUUGAAUCUCCUCUAUGGUCCAGAUCUCCCCAGCAUUUAUCCUUCAUUCGCCCAUUACCGUUCAGGAGAAAACCUCUCCUUGUCCUGCUUCGCGGACUCUAACCCACCGGCAGAGUAUUCUUGGACAAUUAAUGGGAAGUUUCAGCAAUCAGGACAAAAGCUCUCUAUCCCCCAAAUUACUACAAAGCAUAGCGGGCUCUAUGUUUGCUCUGUUCGUAACUCAGCCACUGGCAGGAGAAACUCCAAAUCCAUGAGAGUCAAAGUCUCUGCUCCUUCAGGAACAGGACGUCUUCCUGGCAUUAAUCCAUUUUAGCAGCCGUGAUGUCAUUUCUGUAUUUCAGGAAGACUGGCAGGUAUGAUGGCCUUUUCUCUUAUCCUGGUUCCUGCAGGGCUGACUGCCAUGCUUGGGAGAGGGAAAAGACUUAUUUGUAUCUGGGAC